AAAAGUUUAAAGUUGAAGAAUCCAAGAUGGCUGCGCCCUGUUGUUCCGGGUUGCCGAGUCGUCCAACUGGAUGGACCGGGAUGCCGCCAGACUAGCUGACAGAUCCACAAUAGCACAGGGCGCCACUAGAACAUUAGGUUUCUCUUACUUAGCUUGCCAAAGAAGAAAGUCCAAUGGUACUGAGUGCUGAGCUGUGAGAAAGCCUCCAAACGUGCAGCAAGAAAUUCUACGAGUUGGAACAGAGAAGGCAAAGUACUUCUUAAAAUCCACAUCCACGUCUAACCAUUCCUUGACCAAUAAUAUAGAUAAGUCAACAUGGAAGAAGUGAGUAUUGAAGAUGAAGUAGAAGUGCGGAGAGGGUCAUUUGAACCCGACCACGGACGAAAGAGAACUCCUUCGGGCAAUGUCAGACAUUCCAGGGACCGGAGCUACUCCGAGAGCGAGAGAUAUCCCACCGCAAACAGUAGCUUACCUCACCGGUCAAGUUUUACAGAAGACUCAGCUGAUGGCGCUGUGGCGGGUGAUUCAUUUGACUCUGUGUCACAAAGUUACAGCCACUCGGAAAUGUUCCACCAAUCGCACGACCCAAAACACUUAACCAUUAACGAGCAGGAGCUGAUUAAGAUCACACAGAUGCAAGUAGAGUCCAAAGACACUCCGCCGGAAAACAAGGGACUCCUCGAAAAGGGUGCAAUCAUCUUCCUCUUCCUUUGGUACUUCUUCAGCUUCUGUACGUUAAUCUUAAACAAGUACAUUCUUUCGGAGAUGGACCUGAACGCACAGUUCCUGGGCGCGUGGCAGAUCCUCUGUACGACGGUGUUCGGUUUCAUCCAGCUGAGAUUGCCGUGCGGACAGACCGGGAUUGGUCGUGUGCCGGGACGGAAGUCUGCACCUCCAAACUUCCUCUUCAACAUGACCAUAGGUGGAGUUCUCAGAUUUGGGACCACAAUUCUUGCCCUCUUAGCACUUAAAAACGUUGCUGCUUCGUUUGUGGAAACGAUCAAGAGCACGGCGCCGAUGUUCACCGUUCUCAUCACGUGGAUGAUGCUUCGUGAGAAGACAGGAUUCUGGGUCUCGCUGUCGCUCAUCCCCAUCAUGGGGGGUCUGGCGCUUUGUUCGUCCAGCGAGCUGAGUUUUAACACGAUCGGAUUCAUGGCGGCCAUUUCUACCAACAUUGUGGAAUGCUUUCAAAAUGUUUUCUCCAAGAAGCUGCUAAGCAAUGACAAACACAAGUAUUCACCCUUGGAGCUACAGUUCUACAUGAGCAGUGCUGCUCUCAUCCUCCUGGUGCCUGCCUGGUUCUUUGUUGAUCUUCCCCUAAAGCAGCUGUACAUCGGGAGGGGGAGGAGGAGACAUCUGGACAGACACAUCCUCAUGGCGCUGCUCUUCGAUGGCGUCUCCUUCCACCUGCAGAGUGUCACCGCUUACGCACUGAUGCAGAGGAUAUCACCUGUCACACACAGCGUGGCAAACACAGCAAAGCGUGCGCUGCUGAUCUGGCUGAGCGUGCUGGUGUUUGGGAACACGAUCACGGUGCUGAGUGGCCUCGGCAGCAUGGUCGUGCUCGCGGGGGUGGUUCUGUACCAGCGGGCCUGCAACGCAGAGAAACGGAGAAGGGCGGAGGAGACACAGGCGGCAAAGAGCCAAUCAGAGGCCUGAUUCUUUCUGCUUUGAAGACUUAAAACAUUCUGUUCUUUAUAGGCUUUUAGCUAGGAUUUCAUUAUAGAGGGUCCAAAUUUCUUGGUGAGUCGCUGUAAGUGAUGUAGGCAAGACUAUUGUAGGGGAUCCGGGGACAUCCAGCUUCCAUGUUGCAGAGUUUUAGAGCAUUUUAUAUUGAAAUGGUGCAUUCUAAUGUAUGCUGAGGGGCAAGUUUACUGCCAUAGAGGUCACUGUAGAAGACUGUGACCACAGAUGGCCUUGUGACAUCCCUGGUCAAUCAGAAUUUCUGAGGGUCGUAAAUUUGAAAAUUUUCAGGGGUAGGAUGAUACUCAUGCCUACACUGCUUGCCAUGUAGCUUCACUGUGCUGAAAUGAC
Branchiostoma floridae (Florida lancelet) is the source of this 2034-nucleotide messenger RNA. Its product is annotated as solute carrier family 35 member E2A-like. The record is from RefSeq and is a predicted model, not a curated record. The coding region runs from base 316 to 1659 and encodes 447 amino acids. Gene Ontology annotation, molecular function: antiporter activity. Lineage: Eukaryota; Metazoa; Chordata; Leptocardii; Amphioxiformes; Branchiostomatidae. Gene Ontology annotation, cellular component: Golgi apparatus. The transcript has 7 exons.